Messenger RNA from Clunio marinus, 183 nucleotides. The record is from the annotation of a GenBank genome assembly. Lineage: Eukaryota; Metazoa; Arthropoda; Insecta; Diptera; Chironomidae.
AUGAAAAGCAAAAAAGGAAAGCAAGGAAGAAAAGUGCAAGCCGCGAGACCUGAAGAGUGUUGCAAAAUUAAAGCGGAGAUUGCAAAAUUGUGUUGGUGUUUUAAGAAAAAGUCAUUUCUAGUUUGUACUCUCUCAGCAUGUUUACAAAACUGGGAUGCAAAUCAACAACAGCAUAUGUUCUAA